Trematosphaeria pertusa is the source of this 990-nucleotide messenger RNA. Its product is annotated as Molybdopterin biosynthesis MoaE. Gene Ontology annotation, biological process: Mo-molybdopterin cofactor biosynthetic process. The transcript has 2 exons. Gene Ontology annotation, cellular component: cytosol. Gene Ontology annotation, molecular function: molybdopterin synthase activity. The record is from RefSeq and is a predicted model, not a curated record. The coding region runs from base 159 to 707 and encodes 182 amino acids. Lineage: Eukaryota; Fungi; Ascomycota; Dothideomycetes; Pleosporales; Trematosphaeriaceae.
AUCUGCAUUCCGGGAAUACUUCAUCAUUCAUUCCCCUAGGAACACCAUUACAAAGGGCUUCGGUGCUGCAGUCUAGAUAUCCCCAAAUUUACCUUAAGUUCUCAGAAAGCAUAUCAAAUAACGCUUCCCCACCCGUCGGGCUACCUCCAACCGUUAAGAUGUCGACAUCAGAAUCGUCAAACUACACGCCCGACAUCCCCUCCGAACCCAUAACGCGGACCACGGAAGAGAUCCACAUCGAACUCACCCCCAACGCCUUGGACUCGCUAUCCGCUACGCGCUUUGUCCGCUCGCCCUCCGCCGGCGCUACCGUUCUCUUCAUUGGCACUACGCGCGACACCUUCAACGACAUGCCCGUCUCCUCUCUCGCCUACACAUCCUACACGCCUCUUGCCAUGUCAACACUGUACUCGAUCGCCUCGUCUAUGCUCAGCAAGCACCAGCUCACCAAGAUCGCUAUCGUGCACAAGUUGGGCGAGUGCCCGAUUGGUGAGGAGAGCAUCGUGAUUGCGGUCAGCGCGCCGCAUCGCCAGGCGGCAUGGAGAGCGGGGGAGGAAGCGCUGGAAGAGGCGAAGAAGAGGGUUGAAAUUUGGAAGUUGGAGAAGUUUGAGGGUGGAGAGGGGGUUUGGAGGGCGAACCGGGAUGGCGUUAUGGGGGUUAAGGCGGAUGAGGGAAAGGAUGAGAAGGCAGCAACGAAAGUGACAUGAUAGGGGACGUGGGAACGUGGGAGUAGCAGGAGGAGGAUCCCUAAUACCGCUGUGUACGAAAAUAAUCUGCGCGGUAGUUGCAGACUAGGAGCUGAAAUCCCGGAGAGGCUGCACUCGGUGAGCAUGUGCGUGAGCGGGAAGACCAGCCUUGCACUGCAAGGCUGUUGUGUAUUUGAGCUAAGUAACCUCAUAUAUGCCACCUCUCUAACCAACUACAGUUGCGAUGAUGUUGACAUUUCUCAAAGCAAUUAGAGGCCGGGUAGAUAUGAGGCGGUAGGCUAGA